Messenger RNA from Styela clava, 1965 nucleotides. RefSeq names its product CXXC motif containing zinc binding protein-like. Lineage: Eukaryota; Metazoa; Chordata; Ascidiacea; Stolidobranchia; Styelidae. Gene Ontology annotation, molecular function: zinc ion binding. The record is from RefSeq and is a predicted model, not a curated record.
CACAGACUUGUCCAAUUAUGAUUUUAUCGACAGUACAAAUCAAGCGCACCGGUUAGCGGUCUUUCUUAAAGCGUCAUGCUUGGUACGAAUAAAAUUGUGUAAUCAACACCUCAAACGUAUGUUAGUCGUUGACCUCAAACACUGAUGGAAUGGACAUAUAAAAAAAUAAUAACAUUUAUUUUAUGAUUGUUUGUCCGGUUAUAUACUUUUAGUCAUAUUUUCCCAUUAAAAAAAAUAAAAAUUGGGGUUGCUCAAAAAUUCAAACUAUAUUUGACUAAAAAAGCGUUAACGAAACAAGGAAUUGUGGCAUUGCCUCUGACUGUCCGGGGAAAAAAAUAAAUCACAUAUGCCUGCUCAGUGUACAUUGUAUACAUUUCAUAUUUGAUUGCAGUGAUAGUUAAUUAUCGUUUGGUGCAGCGAUUUGGUACCCUACACCUACAUAACGUCCAACCGGUUUUUCUACGGAAAAUUCAGAAACAUGGGGAAGAUAGGAUUAGAAUUCAAAGCGUGUUUAGAAAAUGUCAAAAGCUUGCGUUGCUGUGGAAAAGAUUUCAGAUGGUUUUUGAAGUUGCGUUGUAACAAUUGUGGAGAAGUUACUGCAAACUGGCAGUAUGUGACUGAAGACAUGUCUGCAGAUUUAAAAGGUGGUCGUGGGCAAGCAAAUAUGGUAGAAAAGUGUAAGAUGUGCUCCAGAGAGAAUUCAAUAUCUAUUCUAGAAGACAGAGUUCAACCAUACACUUUUGAAGAUGACCUAAAAUCAAAAGUAAUUGUUGUAUUUGACUGUAGGGGUUUGGAACCAGUCGAUUUUGAUCUGAGAAGUGGUUGGGAAGUUGAAUCAAAUAGUUCAACGAAAACCUUUUCAGAUGUUGAUCUGAAAGAUAAAGACUGGUUUGAUUAUGACGAUAUUGGGAGUGAAACUAUCGGUAUCACCGAAUUAACAUUCAAAUUUGUGAAACUAAAGAAGUGAACUUGGACCUGUAGAUUAAAUUUUGAAUACAGAAAUACUUGAAUUACAGAAUUACUCUUUUGCCUAAAAAUGCCUCCAAAUGCAUGCUCAAUGUUUUGAAAUUUAUAUAUAUUUUUAUAGAACACAGCCAUGGCAUUGUUGUAUCAAAUGGAUUUCAGCUGACCAGUUUUUAAUACUGUAAAAGCCUGUCCCCUGAAACCUAAUUAUAUAUCUCUUGAUUGUGAAUAAACUAGGUACAGUAUGAUAUUUCGCUGCUAUUUAAAAACUAAUUUAGAUUCUAUAAUUAUGGUGACAGGUUUUAUCUUGCAAUGGUGCUGAACUGCUGAUAGAUUUAGUGAUGUUUCUUUUGGGUAUUUGUAUGUAGAAGCAAGUUAAUUAUAUAAAGGCUUAUACGCUGAAAAUAUACUGUGUAUAAUACUCAGAGUUAGUUUUAUAGAUAUUUAUUCAAUUGAAGUUUUAGAGAUAUGUACAUUGCUUCAUGCAGGAAAAUUUGACCUCCUCAUAAACAUUGAAGCAAGAGCUUGAUGUGGCUUAGGAAUAUAACCACAUACCCUGUACACCAAUCAAUAUGUACUUAUCCGUGCAAUUUUAAACAAUGUUUCAUGUAAUCCAACUAGUUAUCUCGUAAACAUCCCAGGUUGAUUGCUUCACUAAUUUUAUGUUUGACAAACCUAAUGUGAAAAUUGUCGUUUCCCAUGUGAUCUAAAUAGAUGACAAGUUGCAAAGAGACCAUGAUCACAUUGGCAGUCUUUAUUUAUUGUUUUACAUUUCCUCUUACCAGAUCAUUCGUUUGCAAUUUUGAUUAUUUCUAGUAUGCUCUUGUAGAUUGAAGCAUAUUCAAAUUGCUAUAUAAUGUAUUAAUCUGUUUAUAUUUGUCAUAGUAUUAAUUUGAUCAAGUCAUAUAUUGUCAAAAAGCAUUAGUUACAUUACCGUGGUCGUGCAACAGAAAAUACUUAAUUUUGUAAUUCCUUUGAAACAUUUCAUUAAUUUGCUUCUAG